GGGUACUCGGUGCGCAAGUAUUUCCCAAACAAACACAGUAAGCGGAUUGUUUCUUCGGACCACAAGGAAAUGCUCGUCGAAGUCUGCCUCCCUUCCUCCACGCCAACGUUAAUGUCCGCCCGAACUCACCUGAGCCUCUCCCCAUCUUCUCAAUUUGCUCUUUCUAACCAAACUAACCGCCCUCUCGUUUGUCGUUUCUCGCUUGAUGAAUCCAAGCAACCAGGAGAGCUCGAGCAGAGAGCCUCGCGAUCGGUCUUGGUGGAACGAUAUGAAAAUGGAAAGGCGAAGAGAUACCUACUGGACAGCAAUCGGCGUCUGCAAGGUUUCUGGGAGGAAGAAGAAGGCUUAAAGAACAAAGUGCACGAUGAUGAAUCUUCAAAUCUAUCUUUUCUUCUGAAAAAAAUUGAAGAUUUUUUUCUGCCUGCAUCUUUUCCUGCUUCUGUAUCAGAUGAUUAUUUGGAUUACAUGCUAUUGCAAUUUCCUACAAAUGUAACAGGGUGGAUUUGCCAUACAUUAGUUACUUCUAGUCUUCUUAAGGCUGUAGGUGUCGGCUCCUAUUCACGGACUGGUGUUGCUGCUUCUACUGCUGUCAUCCAAUGGGUGUCAAAAGAUGGUUUGGGAGCGAUUGGACGUCUUUUCAUUGGUGGACGCUAUGGUUACCUGUUUGAUGAUGAUCCAAAGCAGUGGAGGAUGUAUGCGGAUAUUAUUGGAAGUGCUGGCAGUGUCUUUGAGAUUAGUACACAACUGUAUCCUGCAUAUUUUCUCCCACUUGCUUCAUUUGGAAACUUAAUGAAGGCUAUAGCAAGAGGACUGAAGGACCCUUCAUUUCGCGUGAUUCAGAAUCAUUUUGCCAUCUCUGCAAAUCUUGGAGAAGUUGCUGCAAAGGAGGAAGUAUGGGAAGUAGCUGCUCAACUAGUGGGACUUGCUUUUGGCAUACUCAUCAUGGAAGCUCCUGGAUUAAGAGAAUCAUACUCCAUGCAUGCUUUCACGUGGUUGAGCAUGCGCCUUAUGCACCUCUGGUUGCGUUAUCAGUCACUAUCAGUUCUUAAGUUCCGCUCCAUAAACCUCAAGCGUGCACGCAUUCUUGUGAAAUCACAUGUUCUAUAUAACACAGUUCCAGGGUAUAUUGAUGUAAAUAAAGAGGAGAAACUUCUAUCUUGGGAGCAUUUUCUGCAACCAAGAAUUACAUUCGGUGUUACCAUAGAAAGCAUGGUCCCUAAGAGGAACUUCAGCCAAAUCGUUAAAGCACUUUUGGAACUAUACGCACAAGAAAAGUAUAUUCUCUUUGUGAACCUGCGUGGAUCAAAAGUGCUAAACUACUACAUAACAUAUAAGGUUGGGGCCACAAGUGUAUCAGUUUUGAAGAGUUUAUGGCAAGUUUAUUGGUUGCACACAUACAAUGAAGAACUUGGCAGGGAUGAUAUAUUGGGUUGGCUCAGUGAGAGCCUUCUGAAACUGGAAGCCAGAUUUAGUGUCUUUCUAAAACAGUUGGAAGAGGCUGGAUGGGAGAGAGAGAUGAUUAUUCUUAAGGUGCCAAAGCACCUGGUUUUUGAAGAAGGAGAUUCACCUCCUGAGUUUUUUUGAGUGAUGAACAUAUCAUGUUUUUUUUUCACUUGUUUUAUUUUAAUAGAUUGAUGUUGGGCUUCAAAAUUUUGUAUU
Phalaenopsis equestris is the source of this 1659-nucleotide messenger RNA. Its product is annotated as protein root UVB sensitive 5-like. The record is from RefSeq and is a predicted model, not a curated record. NCBI's taxonomy places the organism in Eukaryota, Viridiplantae, Streptophyta, Magnoliopsida, Asparagales, Orchidaceae. The coding region runs from base 70 to 1584 and encodes 504 amino acids. The transcript is spliced from 16 exons.